GGGAGAGCUCGAGCUGAGCGCACACACGCUUCCUCGCGGCGGGCGCUCUGCUUUCCAGGACCUGCCGUCCGCUGUGGAGCACCUGGACAGGGCCCGGGCAGCAGAGGGGCAGCUGCUGAACCUGCCCUGCUCGGAGCGCGACCUGGGGCUGGACGCCCACGUGGCCGCGUGCCUCCUGAGUUACUUUCUGUUUUCUGCUGCUGCAGGGGGAGAGGCACACGCAGCCUCCUUUGGGCACUGCUGCCCAGAAACACGGCACGCUCACGACUCUGGAUUCGCGCUGGUGCCCUCGUUUCCUCCCUGGGAUGGGCCUCGCAGCGACGGGCUGCAGCACAGGCGUGGCCCUGCUCCAGGUGCAGGAAGGAGGAUAAGGCAGGGCCGUGAGGCGGGCUCACCUGGACCUCUCCCAUGGGCCUCUCCCGACACCGACCCCCCCGAGCGUCUCCUCUGCCCGGCUGGAGCCUCCCGCGCGACCACCGAGAAUGAGCGGCGAUGUGCUCUAGCCUCCCCUAGCAGCGUCUCGCUCUCCCUGGCGCACAGCAGCUGACUGGGCUUGGGGUUUCUCGGAUAAGUAGCAACACCAGUGGUCAGCGAUGACCGUCCAGAGACUCGUGGCCGUGGCUGUGCUGGUGGCCCUGGUCUCACUCAUCCUCAACAACGCAGCAGCCUUCACCCCCAACUGGGUGUACCAGACGCUGGAGGACGGGCGGAAGCGCAGCGUGGGGCUGUGGAGGUCCUGCUGGCUGCCGGACAGGGGCCGGGGAGGGCCGGGCCCUGGGGCCAGGGCUGGCCCGGCAGACACACGGGACUGCGAGGCGCUGGGCUGGGGCUCCGAGCUGGCCGGCUUCCAGGAGUCCCGAGGCACCGUCAAAUUGCAGUUCGACAUGAUGCGCGCCUGCAACCUGGUUGCCACGGCGGCACUUGCCGCAGGCCAGCUGACCUUCGUGCUGGGGCUCGCAGGCCUGCCCCUGGGGUCGCCUGACGCCCAGUGCUGGGAGGAGGCCAUGGCUGCUGCGUUCCAGCUGGCGAGUUUUGUCCUGGUCAUUGGGCUGGUGACUUUCUACAGAAUCGGCCCGUAUACCAAUCUCUCCUGGUCUUGCUACCUGAACAUUGGUGCCUGCCUUCUGGCCACCCUGGCAGCAGCCAUGCUCAUCUGGAACAUUCUGCACAGGAGAGAGGACUGCAUGGCACCCAGGGUGAUCGUCAUCAGCCGCUCCCUCACAGCGAGGUUCCGCCGAGGGCUGGACAACGACUACGUGGAGUCACCAUGCUGAGGCCCCUCCUCGGGCUCUCUGUGAAGAUGCACUGUCACGGGGAGUCUAGCAGCUGGGGGACUCUGCCAAGUCACUGUCUCUGCUUGUGCAGAGGCACAUGCCAAGUGUGGGUUCCCCAUGUACACACAUGUACGAUACACAUGUACCUUUACUGUGUUAUAUAUAAAUAUAUAUAUAUACAUAAAAUAUGUCUAUACAUGAUGUGCACCGUGACCUUCCCGGGUCGGCACACGUGGCUUCACACGCACGCACGUAUUGAGGGUGGAAGCCAGAAUCUGAGGCGCAGAGCAGGAGUGCAUGGCCGCCCCGCUUCCCUCCGUGGUUGGGAUUAAUUUAUUCUGCGUCUGCUGGCAGGGGCAUCCCUGGUCACAGUUUACUUGGGUAAAGUAGAAGACCCAGGCAGAUUUUCUUGAAAUAUCCAUGAUAUUCCCUGAGUGAGUCAGAAUUAUAACCAGAGUGUACGGUUCCAUGACAGAAGCAUGUCAGUAGUGUACGUCUUGCUCCCGAUUGUUUUUCUUUUUCUAAGUUAAAAUAAAUGCAAACUUCUUAA
Messenger RNA from Lemur catta (Ring-tailed lemur), 1824 nucleotides. It is a transcript of the gene TMEM204, whose product is annotated as transmembrane protein 204. Bases 594 to 1274 code for a protein of 226 amino acids. NCBI's taxonomy places the organism in Eukaryota, Metazoa, Chordata, Mammalia, Primates, Lemuridae. The transcript has 3 exons. The record is from RefSeq and is a predicted model, not a curated record.